CUGCGAGGCAGGCAUAUCCCUGUGCUGAUCCCGUCCUCCCUCUGUUGUGUUUCACGAGCUCUUGUUUUCUUCCCUCUCCGCCUUUUGGUCGGGCAGGGGCCCUGCUCGAUCAGGUGUCACACUCACAUUGGUCUUCGCUGCUGCCAGCAAAACUCUUGUUUUUUUUUCUGAAAGAACCUGCAAGACUUUUGCGAUCAUCACUAUUCGCCAGUCACCUCCUUUUCUGUCUGCAUGCAACAUAGACGACGAAUCUUGUACGGAUUGCCAGUCAGCUUUAGAUAGCCAGCCAGCAGCUAAGCAGUUCCUCAACAUGCUGGCGCAGUUCAUCCACUUCCAAAUAUAUCUCGUGCCGGCUAGAACUGUCGCGUCGGUGGCAACCUUUUUCUCUUAGGAUGUUUUGCACAGAUGCUUCACACAUCAGAUGAGAAACAGCGCAUCAUCAGGCAUCGAUCGUUCCCCUGAUUUCCUGGUCUUUGAUGCAUGCUACUAUAAAUCUCUCUACUAGCUAGGCAGCGCAAUAUCGAUCAGGAAUUCAGGCAACACAUGGAGGACUCGACCCAGUUCAUGCAGUGGGCCCUCAGCACGCUGCAGCACGAGCAGCUGCCGCCGGGAACGCCGGCGCCGGCCGCCGGCGCCUACGACGAUGGCUGCGGCACCACCGUCUCGUCCAUCCCGGUGCUGGGAUACUCCGCGUCGGUUGACAGCAUGGUACCGGGGGAGCCACCCGCACGGGAAGGCCAGCGGGCCACCAACAGCUGGAGCUCAGUCGACACCGACAGCGGGAGUGGCGGCGGCAGCGCGUCCGCCACUGCCUGGUCGCCGCCGCAGCACUCCUCGAUCAGGUGUGCCGUCGCCACGGCCCCCGGCAGCUGCAGUAGCGGCACCAACCAGCCAGUGAGCUGGGACUUCAAUUCCGCGUCGGCGCAGCUAAUCAAAGAAGCUAUCCCGAACUCUGCCGCCGCCGCCGCCGCACUGCAGGCAGAGAGCGGGGGCGGCGGCGGCGGCGGCGGUGGCGGUGGCGCCGUGCCGCAGAUGACACGGAACGGGUCACCGCCGACGAGGAGGGCCUCUGCCAAGAUCUCCGCGUCGUCCUCGUCAGCGCCGUACUCGCAGGACCACAUCAUCGCGGAGCGGAAGCGGCGGGAGAAGAUCAACCAGCGUUUCAUCGAGCUCUCGACGGUCAUCCCCGGCCUCAAGAAGAUGGACAAGGCGACGAUCCUCUCCGACGCGACGAGGUACGUGAGGGAGCUCCAGGAAAAGCUCAGGGCGCUCCAACAGGACGGCGGCGGCGGCGGCGGCCGGGGCAUGGAGUCGGCGGUGCUCGCCAGCAAGAAGCCGCGCAUUGCGGCGCCGGACGACGACGAGGACGGCGGCGCGCAUCCUUACGCGGCAGGCGGGCCAGCGGCGACGACCGGGAACAACAACGCGCUGCCGGAGAUCGAGGUGAGGAUCUCGGAGGGUGACGCCGUGAUGGUGAGGAUCCACUGCCGGGACGCCAAGGGCGUGGUCGUCAGGUUGCUGGCCGAGGUCGAGGGGCUCCACCUCCGCAUCACACACACCAAUGUCGUGCAGUUCUCCGCUAGCGUUCUGAUCGUAAACGUCAUGGCAAAGGUGGAGCAGGGCUUCAGCAGCACAGCGGACGACAUUGUCGGGAGGCUCAACGCGGCGCUGCACGCACUACCACUAGCGUGCCAGUAGUAGCUAGCGCGGAAGAAACAAGAAGCUGCUGCUGAAGAACUGGCUAGCGCCAAAUAAUCUAUGAUGGUGAACCGGCGUCCCAUCACAUGUCUGGUCCACCACGAUGCGAAUAACUUCGGUUUGAUGGCCGUGCAUGCGUGCUUAAUUAGCUUACAUGCAUGAGUCCAAGUUGAUCAAAGUUUCGGCACCUACCACGCAUCUUCAAGAUAAUAAUAAGUGUGAUGCUUAAAACUUCCCAACCAUCAGCAUUGCUCAGGUCAAAUUAAUCACGCCGGCUGCUAGCUUCCCGUGCAAGCUGCAGAUAGUACUCGUAUCUGUGCAAAUUGGUCAUCGUCUUGAUGAUAGCAUCCACAGCCGUCAUGCUCAAUCAGAUCCAUGUUGUCCCACUGCUUAAAAAAAUGGAGCCGCGUUUUCGACAUCGGUAUGAUCUUGGCAGUAUUUCUUUGGACAUUGAUACUUAUGAUAAUAACAUGUUAAAAAAAUUAGAGAAGGUUUCAGCAGGAUUAAUUAAUUAUAGCCCAUGCAUAUGGGCUUUAUACAUGUAUAAAUAUCAGGAGAAAAGGUUUCAGCA
Panicum hallii is the source of this 2269-nucleotide messenger RNA. Its product is annotated as transcription factor bHLH18-like. Bases 544 to 1698 code for a protein of 384 amino acids. The transcript has 3 exons. Lineage: Eukaryota; Viridiplantae; Streptophyta; Magnoliopsida; Poales; Poaceae. The record is from RefSeq and is a predicted model, not a curated record. Gene Ontology annotation, molecular function: protein dimerization activity.